Molecule: messenger RNA, 360 nt
Organism: Polychytrium aggregatum
Lineage: Eukaryota; Fungi; Chytridiomycota; Chytridiomycetes; Polychytriales
Exons: 2
Coding region: 37-360 (107 amino acids)
Molecular function (GO): protein binding
Source: RefSeq, a predicted model, not a curated record
UGCCCAGACAAGAGCUCCAAACGCACUUCCCAACGAAUGAGCGAGCGAAAGUCGGUACGCGAGCACUUGACCGAAACAGUCGGGUUCUGUCCGAAAGAUGCCAUCGGAUGGCUGUAUGCUGCGAGAGGAUACUACAAAAUCAAGGACUACCACUCCGUCAUCGAGUGCGUGACGCCAGCGCUCCGAAACGAGCGCACCAAGCGGGAGGCCCAGCAUCUGCUCGCCUUCAGCUUUCUCCUGACGGGGCAAAUCGAGGCCGCCGCUGGAGCAUUCUUCAAAUCGAUCAACUACGGCAACGACACCGACUGGCAGCCGCUGACCGAGCUGUUUCUUGACAAUCCCAAGCUAAAGCUUACUUGA